CAAAAGCUGACUGUCACCACAACUGUCAAAGUUGUCAACGAAUUGGUGUGGUGAUUUUUCGUUCACGCAUUUGUUGAUAUUUCUCUUGAAGAAUAAACCUAUAAAAAUGAGUUCUGGAUUUAUAUCAGAAACUGAAAUUCUAGAAGCCAGACGCCGGCGUCAAGAAGAAUGGGAGAAAGUGAGGACUGACGACCAACCAAAAGAGGCCCCAGAAGAGCAAUAUGAUACCAGGCCUCUAUUCCAGCGCCUGGAGGAGCAGAGGCUCAAAAAGGAAGCCGAGUAUGAGGAGACUCACAAAUUGAAGAACAUGAUCAGAGGGCUGGACGAUGAUGAGGUUGGAUUCCUGGACCUGGUGGAGCAGAGCAAGGCUAAGGCGGCGCAGCAGAUAUCCCUGGAGGAGCAGAAGGAAAUGCAGGAGUUCAGGGAGCGGGUAUCCACACUGGCAGAGAGUGAGGAACUGACGCGUUUGCGCGCGCAACUGGCGCCCGCGCGGUCCACGCCAGCGCCCGCGCCGCAGGCACAGAAGAACAAACUGCUUGGAGUGAUUGUGCGAAAGAGGAAAGCAAGUGAGAUGGAGGAUGAGAAACAAGAGAAAGGUGCUCCCCCAACUAAAACUAACGGAAUAACCAACAGCAGUGAGUCCAAAGAGAACGGAUCCGAAGCCCCCGCGGUGGGAGGCACGCUGCGCUGUAUCGGUGUCUUACCUGGACUGGGGCACUACGACACAGAUUCCACUAGCGACACCGACGAGUCCAGCGAUGAGUCCAUUUGCAACGACAAGUCCUGCAAACGCGAUCUCCUGGGCAGACGGCCGGAGCCGGCCGAGUCUGAGUCUCGAAGCCACGCCAAGAGUUAAACUGGACCAGGUUAUGUUUAGGUAAUAGAUUAUUUCUCUGUUAGUAGACUUUAGCAAUCUUGCAAAAUAAGGCCGAUUCAUUCACUACAGAAUACGUGUGCUUUAUAAGUUUUUUUGUGAAUUGUCUAUGACAUUCAUAAACGAAGUUAGUAUAUACUUACGACUUGUCUAUGCCUCUCCAUGGUAUUCUUAAACUUGUCUUUGUCAUUUGAAAGAAGUUUUGAAGACACGUGACUGGCGAAAUCGUGGUUCCCAAAACUCAAGUCAUUGCCAUUAAAAAAGUAAAGGUACAAUUAGUGUUGGAAGUUAGUGUUGUCCUUAUUUACAUAAUUGCUAAAGUAUAUUUGUGGGAUUAUGCAUUGGGAUUAAUGAGUAUCUAUAAAGAAGACCUUAGCAAAUAAGUUCCUUGUUCAUUAAAUUCAGCGAUUGGGUACUAAGCCCCAAACUUCGCAGAAAAUCUAUCGUGAAGUUAUGGCGAUCAUAAAUCUUGAUUUUCAGAAUUCGUCUCUUAAUAGGGCUUAAUAUUUUGAGACAAUGUUGAUAUAAAUCUUUCUUGUGAUAACAAAAAUUAUAGUAAGUUAAUUUGUGUGCCCCAUUUGGGAAUCAAACCCAGGAGCGAAUGGAGGGAUAAGUUUUAAAUGAUGCUAUGCAUCUAAAACGAAACAUUUCUGUUGAAUCAGAAACAAUUUAUUUAAGGUUUUUAUAUAUUUUCGCAAGAACUUGCUAUGUCUCCAAUAGCCAUACUAUACACGUAAAUUAUUAA
Ostrinia furnacalis (Asian corn borer) is the source of this 1619-nucleotide messenger RNA. Its product is annotated as PSME3-interacting protein. Gene Ontology annotation, cellular component: nucleus. Bases 107 to 856 code for a protein of 249 amino acids. The record is from RefSeq and is a predicted model, not a curated record. Lineage: Eukaryota; Metazoa; Arthropoda; Insecta; Lepidoptera; Crambidae. The transcript has 7 exons.